AUGGCUCAUAAAGAUGUUCGUUUCUUGAAAUUACGUCAACAGGUAAAAGACUGCCUUUCACAAGAUAAUAAAAUUUUAACUGGAGAAUUGACAUACUUUAUAAAUAAAAAAGAUUCAAAAUAUAAAACAUUAUUCAAGGACAAUCAUUUUGAACGACUAUUACAUAGUAAUGAUCCAUCACAAGAAUUCAUAAGUAUUCUUGACGAAUUGGAGUUAUUCACAUCAUACAUAUCUUAUGGCGAAAACACAUUUCUGUUUGAUUUUAUAACUCAAUCAAAUUUAUGGCCAAAAUUUGAUGUAUUGGUACUGUUAGAAGAUUUCUAUAACAAAUUUGAUUGUGCAAGAUCGUUUCUCAGUAGAGAGUUACGUAUACGAUCGGAAAUUCCCGAUUUUUUUGGUUCUCUUGUUAAUAUGGAUGAGUUUUAUGAAUUAAAUCCAACAAGGGAAUCUUCCUGUCUACUAUGGGAAAAACUAUUAAAACAGGCAAGAGUCAACUUUUUUCAAGAAAAUAAGCGCGAUAUGAAAGUUGAAGAUUUAAUCAAAGAGUUGCGCGCAGCAGGAUUAAAUAAAAUGGCUACCGAUUUAGAGAGAAAAGUUCGCGAGGAAGGACAUUGCAGUUGA
Molecule: messenger RNA, 621 nt
Organism: Didymodactylos carnosus
Lineage: Eukaryota; Metazoa; Rotifera; Eurotatoria; Philodinida; Philodinidae
Source: the annotation of a GenBank genome assembly